AUGGCCAUGGAUGCGGAUGGCACAGGGCAGCUCGCAGCCAUCCUGGAGUGGGGCAGCAGCGAGGAGGAGGAGGAGGAGGAGGAUGAAGAGGCAGCCGUGGUGCAGGUGUGUGCUUCCCCCUGCAGCCCCCCCCCCCAUGGGCAGGAGCCGGGUGAAGCUGAGCAGCGCCUGGCUGAGCUGGAGCAAGCAUCCCAGGCGCUGCUGAUGGAGCUCUCGGCGCUGGAGACUGAGUGUGAGAUCGAGCGGAUGUGCCGGGAGCAAGCUGAGGCCUAUGCAGCACAGGUGAAGCAGGAGAACAAGCAGCUGAAGAGGCUCAGCCUGAACCCAGCAGCCCCUGAAGCUCUGCUUGAGGAGGUGCCCCCUGAGGAGGACCCUGACCCUGCCCAGUGCCAUGGGCAGCAGCUGGAGGCCCUGCACAAGAAGAUCUCGUGGCUGCUGGAGCAGCGCAAGGACCUCAGCAUCCGGGUGCAGGAGCUGCAGGAGCAGCUGGAGCAGGGGCAGCAGGAGCAGCAGCGCCUGAGGGCAGCCCUGGGUACCAGCCAGCGGGCACUGAGGUCCUUCAAGAGAGUGUCCCACAUCAUCACCCAGGACUACUGUGAGGCUGUGCAGCAGCUGGAGCUGGAGCAGGAUCUGCGCCUGCAUGCGGAAGCCUUCGCCCAUGAGAUGCUGGUGCAGACGGAGGAGGCCAAGCGGCAGAGCUCCAUCCUGCUGCAGGGCAGAGGGCACAGCACCCAGCUCCUCAUGGCGAUGCAGGAUGUGGCCGACCUCACGCGGGCGCUGGAGGAGGCCAGGCUGGAGCAGCGGCAGCGGGAGCAGGAGCUGGGGAAGCGCCCGGCCCCACAGGAGCUGGAUGAGGCCCGAGCAGCUCUGGCUGCAGCUGAGGAGGAGAAGCUGCAGCUGAGGAUGAGGCUGCAGGAGGCUGAGCAGCGUCUGCAGGAGCUGCAGGAGGAAGUGAGGCUGCUGCAGAAGAAGCUGGCCCAGGACCCACUGGUGCAGAGCCAGGCGCCCAUGGUGCCUGCCCCACCUCCACCACCACCACCACUGCCACCCCCUGCACCCACUGUGCCCGUGGACCCACUCCUGGCCAUCAGGCAGAGGAAGGGGCUGGUGAACCUGCAGCGCUCCAAGCCAGAAGCUGAGGAUGCCAAAGCUCGAGCCGUGCAGGAGAUGAUGGAGCGGAUAAAGAACGGGGUGGUCCUGAGGCCCGCAAAGGACCGGGACCCCCUGGCACAGGGCAGCAAGCGGAGGAGCACGGCGCUGGAGCUGCAGAGCAUCCUGGGUGCCAUGAGGAGGGCGAGCAGGAGGGCAGGAGCGCGGCAGAGCAGCCUCAAGGGUAAGGACCAGCAGCUCGAGGCCAUCCUGCAGCGCCGGCGCCGUGCCAUGGAUGCGGAUCCGGAGGGGCACAGGGAUGCUGAGGAUGCCCAAUGCCUGGAUCCUGGGGAUGAGGACCUCGGAGCGGCUCCAUCCGGAUGCUCCCAUCCAGGACACAGGGACAGGGUCCCCUUCAGGCCCCGGGUCUCCAGUGGCCUCCCCAGGACCCGGCCAGGGGCAGUGGGGAACCAGGGUAGGGGAGGAGGCAUCACCUUCCCUGGAGCCAUGGCUGGGGGAGGAGAUGGGUGA
Messenger RNA from Melopsittacus undulatus (budgerigar), 1620 nucleotides. RefSeq names its product shootin-1-like. Gene Ontology annotation, biological process: neuron projection morphogenesis; positive regulation of neuron migration. NCBI's taxonomy places the organism in Eukaryota, Metazoa, Chordata, Aves, Psittaciformes, Psittaculidae. The record is from RefSeq and is a predicted model, not a curated record. Gene Ontology annotation, cellular component: cell leading edge; cytoplasm; axonal growth cone. Bases 1 to 1620 code for a protein of 539 amino acids. The transcript has 16 exons.